AUGAGGGACGACUCAAGUUCAGACCCUUCGCCUGAGAUGUCUGAAAAGGAUGCGGUGAAUAAUUCGCCACCACUUUCCACUAUCAAAGGCCAUAGCGACUCAGAAAAGGAUUCGUUGUCUAAGAAAGCUACCAGUAUAGAGAAGUAUACUAUCGAAGAUUUAUACCAUGCUUAUCACAACCCCCCAAAUUGGAAAGCCAAAUGGAUGUUAAGAUUCUAUAAAUCAGGGUGGGCUCUGAUGCCUACAUAUCUCCAAGAUAUCUAUAAUAAAGUUCCUAGAUAUGUUUAUGUGAACUUCGAUGUACCAGAAAUUUACAAAGACCCUCAAGGAGGUCAUCUUCUCAUCAAUUACCCCCGAAAUAAGAUUAGAACUACAAAAUAUACCCCCAUGUCAUUCCUUCCCAAGAACUUGAUGUUUCAGUUCUCAAACGUAGCUAAUGUUUAUUUCCUCAUGCUUAUUAUUUUGGGUGCAUUUUCAAUCUUUGGUGUUGAUAGUCCAGGAUUGGCCGCAGUGCCUCUUAUAGUCAUUGUCUGUAUCACGGCCCUUAAAGAUAUCAUUGAAGAUUAUCAAAGAGGUAAUAGUGAUUCAGAAUUGAAUAAUUACCCUGUUCAUUUGUUGGUGGGGAUGCAUAAUCCUAAUGUGGAAGCAGACUAUGUAAAUACCUGGAGAAGAUUUAAGAAAGGAUGUACCAGAGCAACCAAUGCUACUUUCAGAGGACUCUAUAAAGCAAGCUUAUAUGUUUUUGGAUCAAAGAAAGCUAAAGUCGAAUACGUUAGAGAACAGCAUCAAUUAGAAGCAAAUGAAUUAAGAAGAGUAUCUACAGUUCACUCAGAAUAUACCUAUAAUUCUGGUGAAUAUGAGAAUCCAGGUUCUGCUCCUCGUUUAAGUUUGGGAAGCUAUAGAAGAAAAUCAACUCAGGGUCGCAGAUCAAAGGAGAGACUUCCCUUUUCACAACCACACCCAAACUCAAUACUUAAUCCCCAAGUUAUUGCGUCGGAAUCUGGUGGCUACUCUGUAUUCAAAAGUAGAAAUUGGAAGAAUAUCAACGUAGGGGAUUUCAUUAGAAUAAGAGCAAACGAGGAAGUACCAGCUGAUGUUAUUUUACUUCUGACAUCAGAACCAGAAGGCAAUUGCCACAUUGAAACCAAAAAUUUGGAUGGGGAAACAAAUUUGAAGUCAAAAUCGGUUUUGCAAUGUGGUGGGGCAACUAACUUGAAGCAUUCCCGUGAUUUGGGAAAUACAAAGUUUUGGAUUGAAUGUGAUGCUCCUAAUAAAUCUUUAUACGCUUUCAAAGGAACUAUUCAUUAUGAAAACUAUGAUUCGAAAGGAACUUUAAUUAACCCUGAUGAAAAGGAAGCCAUUACCAAUAACAAUGUGUUAUUAAGAGGAAGUACUUUGCGAAAUACCAAGUGGGUUAUUGGUGUUGUUGUAUACACUGGUGCUGAAACAAAGAUUAUGUUAAAUUCUGGAAUAACACCCACCAAGGCGUCUAAAAUUUCAAGAGAAUUGAAUAUUUCAGUGUUUAUCAAUUUUGCUCUCUUAUUCGUCAUGUGUUUUGCUUCCGGUUUAAUUAAUGGGUUAUAUUAUAAUGAGAAGCAUGUUUCCCGAAUAUACUUUGAUUUUAAGCCUUAUGCAUCAACAUCUGCAGCAAAUGGUAUUAUUGCGUUCUUUGUGGCCUUAAUUAUUUAUCAAUCUUUGGUUCCAAUUUCCCUUUAUGUUUCCAUUGAAAUUAUUAAGACUCUUCAGGCCUUUUUCAUCUUUUCCGAUUUAAAGAUGUACUAUGAGAAGUUGAAUUUCCCAUGUAUACCUAAAGCUUGGAAUAUCUCUGAUGACUUGGGGCAAAUUGAAUAUAUUUUCAGUGACAAAACAGGAACCUUAACACAAAACGUUAUGGAGUUCAAAAAAUGCACUAUAGCCGGAAAACUGUACGGGUUAGCGUAUACUGAGGCUAAACAAGGAUUAGAUAAACGUAUGGGUAAGGAUGUCAUUGAGGAACUGAAGAAGUGGAGUUUAAAAAUGGCCGAAGAUAAAUCCCAAAUGAUUGAAAACUUGAAGUUAUAUUCCCAUAACGAUCAAUUGGUACCAGAAAAGAUUACUUUCCUUUCAAAUGAAUUUGUCAAGGAUACUAUUCUGGAACCAAAAGAUAAGAAACGGAAGUUUGAAAAUGAACGGUUCAUGUUAGCUUUAGCUCUUUGUCAUACUGUUGUCACGGAAGAAGAUCCCGAGAACCCUCAUUUAAGACAGUUUAAAGCCGAAUCUCCAGAUGAAGCAGCAUUGGUUUCAGCAGCUCAUGAUAUAGGGAUAGUCUUUACUCAAAGAAUGAGAAAAUCACUUAUCUUGACAGUCUAUGGUGAAAAAAGAGAGUAUGAAUUAUUAAGUAUAAUUCAAUUCACAAGUGCUAGAAAGAAAAUGUCUUGUAUCGUGAAGACUCCUGAAAAUAAGAUUUUGUUGAUUUGUAAAGGUGCUGAUAGUGCAAUCUUUCUGAUAUUGGAUCCUAGAUUGAAUAAUCAAGAUACAUUAUCUAAAACUGCUUUACAUUUGGAAGAUUAUGCUCAAGAGGGUUUAAGAACAUUGUGUAUUGCUCAAAAGGAAAUGGAUUUGGCAACUUAUGAGAACUGGAAUGCAAGAUAUAAGGAAGCUGAAUCACUGAUUGACGAUUCUCGUGAUGAGAUUUUGGCCAAUUUAGAAGCAGAAAUUGAACAAGGUUUAAUUUUAUUAGGAGGAACUGCCAUUGAGGAUCGUUUACAAGAUGGUGUUCCAGAUUCAAUCUCCAUCUUGGGUAAAGCAGGAAUUAAGCUAUGGGUUCUUACUGGUGAUAGAGUUGAAACGGCUAUCAACAUUGGAUUCUCAUGUAACUUAUUGGAAAGCAAUAUGAAAUUAUUGGUAGUGAGACCAGAAGACGAUAAUCCCGAUAAUUUUGAGUAUAUUGAUCAUAUGCUAACUACCCAAUUGAAGGAUAACUUUGGAAUUAAUGCUUCAGAUAGCGCCACAAUCGAAGCACUUAUUGAAGAAGCUAGAGAAGAUCAUUCAACUCCAACAUCUAAUCACGCUUUGAUUAUUGACGGUGCAGCAUUAACCUUAAUUUUUGACACUGAACAUGAACACAGUCAGGAUAUUCAAUCCAAGUUUUUGUUACUUGGUAAACAAUGUAAAUCUGUGUUAUGUUGUCGUGUUUCUCCAGCUCAAAAGGCAUUCGUGGUCAAGAUGGUUAAGAAUUCUUUGAAGGUCAUGACAUUAGCUAUUGGUGACGGUGCAAAUGAUGUUGCCAUGAUUCAAGCUGCUAAUGUUGGUGUUGGUAUUGCUGGUGAAGAAGGUCGUCAAGCUGUCAUGUCUUCUGACUAUGCUAUUGGCCAAUUCAGAUAUUUGACAAGACUACUUUUAGUUCAUGGAAGAUGGUCUUACAAAAGAUUGGCAGAAAUGGUUCCAUGUUUCUUUUACAAGAAUGUGGUGUUCACGUUAACGUGUAUGUGGUAUGGUAUUUACAACAACUUUGAUGGAUCCUAUUUGUAUGAGUACACUUUUUUGAUGUUUUAUAAUUUGGCCUUUACUUCAUUGCCGGUUAUAUUUUUAGCUGUGUUGGAUCAAGACGUUUCAGACUCUGUUUCCCUUCUUGUUCCUCAAUUAUAUCGUUCAGGUAUCUUGGGAGAAGAAUGGACUCAAUAUAAGUUUGUUUGGUACAUGUUUGAUGGGCUUUAUCAAUCAGUUGUGGCUUUUUGGUUCCCUUAUCUUGUGUUUUACAGAUCAUUUCCUAAUCCCCAAGGUUUACCAAUAGACCACAGAUUUUGGGUUGGUGUGGUAGCAACUGUUGUUUCAGUCACCAGUUGUAAUCUUUAUGUGUUGUUACAACAAUAUAGAUGGGAUUGGUUAACGUUGCUUAUCAACUUUAUUUCAUCUGCUCUUGUGUUCUUCUGGGCUGGGGUAUGGUCAGCCAGUACAACAUCAGGAGAAUUUUAUAAGGCUGCUCCUCAAGUAUUUGGAACAUUAGCAUGUUGGUGUGUUUUCUUUGUGGGCAUUUCUGUUUGUAUCUUACCAAGAUUCACCUAUGACUUUUUGAAGAUCAACUUCUUUCCUCGUGACAUUGAUAUUAUCAGAGAGUUGGUUAAAAAGGGUUAUUAUGAUGACUACCCUCAAGGAUAUGAUCCCACCAAUGCUGAAGACGUUGAAAGACAUAGGUUGGUUGUUGAAUUAACCAAAAGAGAUCCUUCGUUUUUGGAUAAGUUGGAGAAAGAAGUUGAACAUCAAAGAGCAGCAGCAGAACAUGAUGGUGGUGAUGAGCUGCCUAAGUCACAGGAACAACAGCAUCAUCAUAAUAACCCAUUUUCAAAUACUAUUGGCUCUAUCAAAAGAAAGAUAACCAUUACAUCACCUGGUGGUUCUAGAAGAGGAACAGUUUCAGGAAGAUCAAGAAAGAAUACUAUUAGUGAAUCAUUCAGAUACCCCGUGGAUAUCAAUCUUUUGAGAGAACAAAUGAUUCGUCAAGGAGAAUACAAUUCCUCAAGACACUCCAUGGAUAGAGUCAGUACUACUCACGAAGUUCCUGGUUUGACGCAAGCAGAAUCUUUAAUCAGAUUACACACUCGCAACAACGGCAGUUCGUCGUGUCGGGCGUCAUUGCUUUGCUUCGAUCACGAUGUUAAAAUACUUGCUGAUCCUUGUUGGAAUGGACAGAAUGUAAAUGAUCUCAACUUUUUUGAAGACCAUUUGCGAGAGAUUAACUUUAUACUUUUAUCCCAUUCCACACCAGACUUUAUUGGAGCCUACGUGUUACUAUGUAUUCGGUUCCCCAACCUUAUGGCCACUAUCCCUGUGUAUGCUACAUUACCAGUGAAUCAGUUGGGUAGAGUUUCCACCGUUGAACUUUAUCGUGCUAAUGGUCUAUUGGGACCUGUCCAAACAGCGAUGCUUGAAAUUGAUGACGUGGAUCAAUCUUUUGAUAAGGUCCAUACUUUGAAGUAUUUCCAAUCAGUUAGUUUACUAGAGAAUACACUAAAUAUUACUCCCUAUAAUGCAGGUCACUCUUUAGGUGGUGCAUUUUGGUUCAUCACAAAGAGACUGGAAAGAAUCAUUUAUGCUCCUACUUGGAACCAUUCAAAGGAUUCAUUUUUGAACGGUGCCAGCUUCCUUUCUAGUUCAACUGGUAGCCCAUUGUCUCAGCUUAUGAGACCUACGGCUUUGAUCACCUACACUGAUUUAGGUUCAGAUAGCUCGCAUAAACAAAGAACAGACAAAUUUCUAGCGUUGGUCAGUAGCACAUUAUCCAACGGUGGAGCCGUAUUGCUUCCAACGUCUUUAUCUGGUCGGUUUCUUGAAUUGUUGCAUUUGAUAGAUCAACAUUUGGAAAGCUCUCCAAUCCCGGUUUAUUUCGUAUCUUAUAGUGGAACAAAGGUAUUGGUUUAUGCUACAUCAUUGUUGGAGUGGAUGGCUUCGCAAUUGGUGAAGGAAUGGGAAGAAGCUUCAAUGUUUAGUAAUACUUCUACAAAUAGAAACAAUUUCCCUUUUGACCCUUCUAAAGUGGAUCUAUUGGACGAUCCUCUGGAAUUACUUAAUGUCCCUGGCCCUAAGGUUGUCUUCACUGCAGGUGUCGACAUGAAUGCGGGAGAUAUGUCUGCCUCGGUGCUUAAAUACUUGUGUGAAGAUGAAAGAACAACAAUAAUACUAACGGAGAAGUCACAUUUCGGUGGAGGAGGGGCCAAUCUAGGUGCAAAAUUAUACUCUGAAUGGUAUAAAUUGGCAUUGAAAAUAGGAAAUGGUAAGGCAGAAGAAGGAAUAUUGGUGGGUAUUAAGCAAAUCACUUCGCUAGAGAAUUCCUUUUUUGAGGAGCCCUUAACAGGUCAGGAUUUAGAGAAGUUCAAAGAGCAUAUCCAUAAUCACAGAAAGCAAAAAUACUUAGCAAAGGUAAGAGAUAGAAAGAACAAGAGUUUACUUAAUGCUGAUACACUUUCAGACUCUUCAGAUGAUGAUGAUGAUGACGAAGGAGGCAAUUCAACUGAUGAUGAUAUCCCACUGCAAGUAGUAACUGCAAGUGUUUUAACAGCACCUCCUAAUUCAAUGAUUGGUGCAGAUGAUUUCAGAGCUCUUGAAAUUUAUGAUGCUGAACUGAUAAAGCAAACGAUCGAGUCUAACAAGCCAUUGGAUUUGGUGAUUACUCAUAAAAUGAAACCUAAACAGGCAAUGUUUCCAUUUUUCCCCACGACCCAUAAACAAAAGUUUGAUGAUUAUGGUGAAGUUAUUGAUAUAAAAGAUUUCCAAAGAAUUGAAGAUAAUACCAACGGCAAGCUCAUCCAAGAAAGUAAGAAACGAUUUGAGAGACGAUCAGGUCAGGCUAAUGGGAAGCAAGAUAAAGGAGAUUCUGAUGACAAGCAACAACAACAAAAUCAAUUGCAAACUAAGUUAACUCCUCAGGAGGUAUUGAAUAAUCAAUUACUUGAGAAGUUUCUCGAUCCUUUAGCAAACCCUAAACGGAGAAUAAUAUUGGGUAAAGAUAAUAAGCAUCCAGCACAACAAAUCAGCUUUCGAUGUCGAUUGUCAUAUGUUGAUAUGUCCGGAGUAGUAGACAUUAGAUCACUCAUGUUUAUAAUAUCGCUUUUGAAACCCUACAACGUGUUGGUCCUUCCCGAUUUUACCAAAACUGCAGCCUCCCCUCAAGGUAAUGAUGGUUUCAAACUUGUUUUGGAUUCAUUUCAAACCAAUGAUGAGAAAAUGUCUUCUAAUGAGCUUGCUGCUAACACCACGGCAUUGUCACUAAGUAACAUCAGAAGUUCAUUAGCCACCUCUGGAAAAGUAGGUGGUUCAGGAUCAAAAGUUGUAGUCACAGGAGUGGAAGUGAAUGUCCCAGUGAAAAUAGGUGAUGAUAGUGAAGAUGGAGUAUUCAGAUUUAAUAACUUUGAACUUAAAUUGGAUGACAAGAUAUUAGAGAAUUUAGAAUGGCAGACUAUUGAUGGUGAUUAUAGAGUUUCAAAAGUGUAUGGUAUGUUAGAGAUUAGAAAUCCUUUGGCGAAUGAACAACAGCCUUCAACAAAGAAGCACAAACCCAAUGGCAUUUCCAAGUACUUGAACUCAAACACUGAAUUUGCAUUAAAAUAUAUUCCUCAAGAAGAGAUGGAACGUCGUCAUCGGACAUUUUUCAAUGGAGAAGAGUCUGGAAGCUUAAUCACACCCAAAUUAGCUAUCGGGAAUAUUCGUCUUCCAGAGUUGAAGAAGCGGUUGAUUAGUAAAGGAUUAAAAGCAGAAUUUAAAAGUGAAGGUACGUUAGUUGUUAACGAUACAAUAGCUGUGCGGAAAGUAAGCUACAGUGGAAUUGAAGGCGAUGAUACCGGUGACAUUGUGAUUGACGGUACAGGUGGUGUUCUAUAUUAUCAGGUAAGAAAUUGCAUUAAAGAAAUGCUAGCCUAUGUAUUUUAG
Molecule: messenger RNA, 7401 nt
Organism: Lizanozyma spartinae
Lineage: Eukaryota; Fungi; Ascomycota; Pichiomycetes; Serinales; Debaryomycetaceae
Exons: 2
Coding region: 1-7401 (2466 amino acids)
Biological process (GO): phospholipid translocation
Cellular component (GO): plasma membrane
Molecular function (GO): ATP binding; ATPase-coupled intramembrane lipid carrier activity; magnesium ion binding
Source: RefSeq, a predicted model, not a curated record